AUGGUCAAGCCAGCCGAUGGUGAUACUGCUACACUGAGCUUGCAAGCCCAUCAGACCAUUUCGAAGAACUUCCCCAAGUGCCCGGCAACGCUUACUAUUAUCGAGCUCCCAUACAAAGUCGGCAAAUCGCAAUCCCCACUCGUCGUUGCCCUACAAGACGAUGGGAGCGUGGAAACCAGUGGAAAGCACGCCCCUUGGGGUUCGUGGUGGCCUACCUCUGCCACGUGCUUAUCACUUCAACACAAGGAGAAGCGUCUGGUGUUCGCCCACCAAUGCAAGUCGGUGUGGUUGAGUCCUUGUCGUACCACUGCGGCCAUCCUGAAGCCUGGUGAUGACACUAUUCCGGCGGCGUCUGACUUCGCUCUUCUCAAGGCGAUCACUUCACAGAAGAAGGGGCCCUCUUUGGCCAUGUUGCGCUCGCCUAGUCGUAGAACCCGUACUGCGAUCAUUGAGUUGCCAGCGAGUCCUCUCGAUGCCAAGCAUUCGUGCCUUCUCAAGGCCAUGGGCCUUCGUGUUGUGGACCACCAAGACUGUGGUCGAGUGCUCAUUGCCUCGAGGUCGUUUGAGGACGGUGAGUGUAUAAUAUUCUCGAAAGUUACCAAGUACAGCAUCAACAGCCAUGCUGACAUCGACAAGCUCCGCAAGCGAGGCCAUCCAGAGCACUGCUUCCUCACGAUCAUCCACGAGAGCCGUGGCGGUAUGUCCUUGUACUACAACAGGGAGACCUUCGACAUGGCAGACCCGAUCGGCGGGGGUGACCUCUGGUACUUGGUGAACCACUCGACUAGUCCGAAUGCCCAGCUUAGACCCCACGACGGCGGUCUGCGAGUUCGAGCGGUGAGGGACAUCUCUCCUGGUGAGCCCAUCACCUGGCGGUACCCCAACGGCUUCUUCAGUGAGGAGGAUGUGAUGGUGUCCCUCCCGCGAGCCGUCAAUGUAAUUGACGACCCGAGAGCAUCCGGGGGAUGA
Perkinsus marinus ATCC 50983 is the source of this 969-nucleotide messenger RNA. RefSeq lists its product as hypothetical. Lineage: Eukaryota; Perkinsozoa; Perkinsida; Perkinsidae. Bases 1 to 969 code for a protein of 322 amino acids. The record is from RefSeq and is a predicted model, not a curated record. The transcript has a single exon. Gene Ontology annotation, molecular function: protein binding.